This is a messenger RNA of Juglans microcarpa x Juglans regia, 2021 nucleotides long. RefSeq names its product nuclear transcription factor Y subunit A-10-like. The coding region runs from base 562 to 1533 and encodes 323 amino acids. The transcript has 7 exons. The record is from RefSeq and is a predicted model, not a curated record. Lineage: Eukaryota; Viridiplantae; Streptophyta; Magnoliopsida; Fagales; Juglandaceae. Gene Ontology annotation, molecular function: DNA-binding transcription factor activity, RNA polymerase II-specific; RNA polymerase II cis-regulatory region sequence-specific DNA binding. Gene Ontology annotation, biological process: regulation of transcription by RNA polymerase II.
AAAAGUGAUCGAGAUAAAGGGUUAUCUAGAAAGCCGACGUCCAGAGAUUGCAGGCGGGUUAUAGGAGAAUUCGCACUGCCGGUACUCUAUUCCAAAAAAUAUGGAAAUAAUGAGCUCCAACGAGGGACCACCGGAUAGAGAGUGAAAGAUGAAUUGAAAAUUUUAAUGAUUAAGAGAAAAGCCAGGAGUGCCUGUGCCUGUGCGUGCGCCUGUGCGACGGAGAGAGAGGAGAAAUGUAUUUUAUAUGUAUGGCACAUGAUGGUACAAAGGAAGUUGCAUGAAAGCUUACGCUAAUUGGCUGAGGGCGUGUUGUUCUAUUACACUGGUGUACGCAUUUAUCGGCCGUCUCUGUGUGCGCGUCUCUCUCGCUCUAUCUUUCUCUCUCGUCUCGAUCGCUUGAAAUCGUACAGACAUGGCUCCUGCCAAAUGGGGUUUCUGUGCUUGAGCGGGUGAUUCAAAGCUGCUGCUUUCUACUGAGUGAGCUGGAACUGGAUUGUUCAUUCUGAAUACCGAUAAUCUCAGAAUUCAGAAACCUUCUUCGGACCAAUUCGUAGAGUCAAGAUGGCUACUCGGACGAUGUAUUUCAAAGAACGUGAAGGGAUUGUCCACAAUCCUAUGGGGCAGCUUUCAGCGCCUUGGUGGAGCACCCUCGCUUCUCAAUCGAUUUAUGGGGAAUCAUGUGGCCAAUUGAAGCCUUUGUCCAUGGAACACCCCAGUGGUGGAGACCAACUGAUUGCCAACAAAGCUGCUGGGCGGGGUACCGAACAAGCCUCACGAGGGAGUAUAACUCAGUUCACCAUCUUUCCUGAUAGUAGCAGAAAUUCAGGGGAUGGGGAAAAGCCUCAGGCAGCUAUUUCUCUCCAAUCAGGUCUGCCGGAAUAUCAAGGUCGUUUUGAGCUAGGAUUUGGUCAGCAUAUGAUCUAUGCAAAGUAUCCUUAUGUGGACCAAUGUUAUGGAGUCUUCCCAAGUUGUGGACCUCAGAUUUCGGGCCGUGUUAUGCUGCCGUUGAACAUGUCAACUGAUGAUGGACCUAUAUAUGUUAAUGCUAAGCAGUACCAUGGGAUUAUCAGGCGCCGGCAGUCACGUGCAAAGGCAGUACUGGAGAAUAAGUUGACAAGAGUUCGUAAGCCAUAUAUGCAUGAAUCACGCCAUCUCCAUGCUAUGCGCCGGCCAAGGGGAUGUGGUGGUCGUUUUUUGAACACAAAGAAUUCGAACAAAGGAAUGAGUGGAACUAAAGUGAAUAAAGCUGGCGAUGGACAAAUUUCUCAACCCACUGGUUCUCCGAGUUCUGAAGUCCUUCAGUCUGAUAGCGGUGGUGCCUUAAACUCAUCAAGGGGUGCAAACGGAAGUGUUUCAAAUAUUUCUGGGCCUGAGGUGACUUGUAUGUUCUCUAGGAGAGAUCUCGAUCACUUAACAAUCAAUCAUCUCAUUCCUUCUGUCCACUCUCUGUCGGACAUGAUAAGUGGUGCACGCGGCAUUGUUAUGCCCAGUAAGUGGGUUGCAGCACCGAACUGCUGCAACCUCAAAGUCUGACAGCAAGGGAUCAAGUGGAGUUGGUGCUAAUUGCACCAAUCUCCAUCCUUGCUGCAACCAGAUGGAGAAGCUUUAUUGCAAUGACUAGUUCUUGCAACAGGCUUUGGUUGAGAGGAUUGUCCCGACCCCCAUGUGGUUGUUAUCAUGGCAACUCAUCCUUGGCUCAUCUGCAUUGAGGUUGUCUUUCAACCAUUCCUUGCAGCCUUUCUGGCUUAAGGUGGUUAGAGAUCCUUAAUGUAAAUGUAUUGUAGGUUAAAUGGAGUAGGUGAUAAAUAAGUCUGUUUCACCAAUUGAAUCAGAGCAUCAAAGUCUGGAUAGGUAUUGAAGUGUGAUGUUUAAGUGUAAUAUCUAGUACGUCUAUGUCUGACUUUUGGUUUGAUGUAUUGUAGAACUGUGUGAUUGUGUUGUUAUCUUAUGCCACCUUGCUUUAGUCAAGAACAUGGUAUUCGUGUUGUUUGAAGCACAAUAAUGCAUUAUGCUAUUCUCGA